Clonostachys rhizophaga is the source of this 552-nucleotide messenger RNA. The record is from the annotation of a GenBank genome assembly. Lineage: Eukaryota; Fungi; Ascomycota; Sordariomycetes; Hypocreales; Bionectriaceae.
AUGCCUCGACCUCCUCUCAAGUCCAAAGACGCUUGGGAGGCCCAGAAAGAACGAAUCCACUCUCUUUAUAUCGUCAACAACCGUACUUUACAGGAAACUAUCGAGAAAAUGAAAGUGAUUCAUGGCUUUGACGCAAAGGAAUAUGUUAAACGACUCAAUUCUUGGGGGAUGUUCAAAAAUGCCAAGAUGCAAGAUUGGAAGCAUGUUCGAGAUCGUGACCUGGAUAAGAGAGAGACCAGGGUAAGCAUCGGCGGUAAGGUUAUCAGCUGCGAGAGGGUAAAGCGGGCAACACGACGAUACAAAUUUGCACCCAAUGACGAUUCAAGAUCAAGUUCCAGCGACCGCGGCAUGUUAUCGCGUAAAGACCAGCAAGAUCCCUUGCUCGGUAAGCUUGAGGACAUACUUGGCGACCUUGAGUCUGACAUGGCCGACCAUGGGUGGGAAGCGGGGAGCGAGGGAAUACCAUACGGGGAGGAGGGCGUUCUUAGACAUGAUGUUAGACAGGGUCCUCAUCCGGUUAGCGCGCUGGGGGGUCUGCUUGUCUGGAUAUAG